Raphanus sativus (radish) is the source of this 4684-nucleotide messenger RNA. RefSeq names its product homeobox protein HAT3.1. The coding region runs from base 206 to 3214 and encodes 1002 amino acids. The record is from RefSeq and is a predicted model, not a curated record. The transcript has 12 exons. NCBI's taxonomy places the organism in Eukaryota, Viridiplantae, Streptophyta, Magnoliopsida, Brassicales, Brassicaceae. Gene Ontology annotation, cellular component: nucleus. Gene Ontology annotation, biological process: chromatin organization; regulation of DNA-templated transcription. Gene Ontology annotation, molecular function: DNA binding; chromatin binding.
UAGUAAAAACAAUAACGAGCCCAGAUAACCAAAGCUCCACACCGUUUAUUCGUCUCCUUCCUUCCUCCCCCUGGCUCUCUCACCCCACCCACCCACACGAGUUUCUUCUUGUUUCGCGGUUAUUGAAAUCUCGCGGGCGCGGCGAAAGUAAGGUAGGUUUGAGAAACUCGUGUGUGUUGUGUAGUCUCGUGGAAAGUAUAAGAAAAUGCAUAGUGCUAAUAGACGGAGAACGAGGAGUAGUGGAUCUGGUUUGGACCAGACAAAUCCAGAAGUUGACAAAGUUCCUCCUGUUCUACAAACACCAGAGGCAGAGAUUCACAUGAAACAUGCAGAGGAACCGACGAGGAAUGAGGGAAAGGGUAUCUCCAAUGGGGUUUCUGGUGAAGAACAUAAGUCAACAACUCCUGUAACCGGAAAGAAGAGCUCAGUUCCCCAUCGUCGUGAGGUUGUCCUUGGUCUUCCUUGCCGUGGACAAUUCGAAAUCCACCGGAGUUCUAAGAAGCUCGGAGGAGGUGGUGGUGAAAGGAAUGUGGUGGUUUCAGCUCACAAGAGAUGUGAAGAAGCUGCUGGAUCAUCUUCCGUUGAUGUUAAUGCCGCACCCACGCCUGUAGAUGGAUCAAAGAAGAGGAAGGAAUCUAUUGUGAGGAAAAGCGAAGUUAGAGAAGAUGAUGAGUACACAAGAAUCAAAAAGAAGCUUCGGUAUUUUCUUAACAGGAUUAGAUACGAGCAAAGCCUAAUUGACGCUUAUUCUUUAGAAGGCUGGAAAGGUUCAAGUGCGGAGAAGCUAAGGCCAGAGAAAGAGCUUGAACGAGCCAAGAAGGAGAUUCUAAAACGCAAGGUUAAAAUCAGAGAGCUUUUUCAGCACCUGGACACACUCUGUGCCCAAGGAAGCAUUCCAGAGUCUUUAUUUGAUUCUGGUGGAGAGAUUUCUAGUGAGGAUAUCUUCUGCGCUAAAUGUGGUUCUAAGGAGUUGCCUAUUGAUAAUGAUAUCAUACUAUGCGACGGGUUUUGUGACCGUGGCUUUCACCAAUACUGUGUUGAACCACCUUUGCGAAAAGAAGAUAUUCCUCCGGAUGAUGAGAGUUGGUUAUGCCCUGGAUGUAAUUGCAAAGAUUACAGCUUGGACUUGCUUAAUGAGUCUUUAGGGACAAAACUUUCGGUCAGCGACAGUUGGGAGAAAGUUUUUCCUGAGGCAGCAGCAGCAAUGGCUGGUGGAGGUCAAUCUCUGGACUGUGAUCUUCCUUCAGAUGAUUUCGAGGACGAAGAGUAUGAUCCAGAUGGUUUGAAUGAUAAAGCAGACGAUGAAGAUGGCAGUGAUGACAGCGAUGAGUCUGAGAACGAAGAUGGGAGUUGUGAUGAAUCUGAUUGCACAUCUGCAUCUGAUGAAAUGGUCGAAACGUUUAAAGAAGCGAAAGAUAUAAUGGACCUUCCAUCUGACGAUUCUGAGGAUGAUGACUAUGAUCCUGAUGCUCCGGUUCCUGAUGAAGAUAAAAUGCAAGAAUGUUCUGAUUCAGAUAAUACAUCAGACUCUGAGGAUCUUGAGGCUUCCUUCAAAGGCGACGAGUCUAAUCAGCAAGAUGAAGGGAAACCCGGCGGAAAGAAAUCUCAGCUCCCAGAUGUUCCCAUUUCAGAGUCAGAUACUGGGAUUGAUGAUGAUGGUCUCGUAGAUGUUCCUGGGAGGAGGAAGGUUGAAAGGCUGGACUACAAAAAGCUCUAUGAUGAUGAAUAUGAGAACGUUCCAACGUCUUCAAGUGAUGAUGAGGAUUGGGAUAAAACUGCAGGAAAAGAAGAUUUCGAGUCUGCAGAAGAAGGGGACAACGUGCCUCUGAAACAGCACACAGAAGCAGAAGAACAUACUUCUACCAAGAAACCUAGACAGAUAUCUAAAAGAGAAAGCAAAAAGGAUACUUUGAAAGCGCCACAAGAAGUACCUAGAGAAAAUGGUUGCUCUGGCGGAAAAAGCAGCUCUGCAGUAUAUAAUAAACAGACAAACCCCAGAACCCAGAGACUGUUCAAAUCUUUUGAAGAGAAUCGAUAUCCAGACAUUACCACGAGAGAGAACUUAGCUAAAGAGUUGGAGAUGACAGUUAAACAAGUUAGUAGCUGGUUUAAUAAUACGCGUUUUUCGACAAACAAAAGAAUGGCUUCAAAGGAAGAUGUUGAAAAGUUAAGAACAGGUGAAGGGGAGACAUCUGUUGCUGGAAGUAGCGAACAAACCAUGGAAACCAACUCAGUCAUAGUGAAUAAGAUUGGAGCAUUGAAUAUAACCAAUACUGGAUCAAGGAAAAGAAAACAAUAUGAUGAAAUGCUUGAAUCGUUUAAAGAAGCAAAAGAUAUAAUGGACCUUCCAUCUGACGAUUCUGAGGAUGAUGACUAUGAUCCUGAUGCUCCGAUUCAUGAUGAAGAUAAAAUGCAAGAAUGUUCUGAUUCAGAUAAUACAUCAGACUCUGAGGAUGUUGAGUCUAAUCACCAAGAUGAAGUUACACAACGUGGUAAGCCCGGCAGGAAGAAUUCUCAGCUCCCAGAUGUUCCCAUUUCAGAGUCAGAUACUGGGAUCGAUGAUGAUGGUCUCGUAGAUGUUCCUGGGAGGAGAAAGGUUGAAAGGCUGGACUACAAAAAGCUCUAUGAUGAGGAAUAUGAGAAUGUUUCAACGUCUUCAAGUGAUGAUGAGGAUUGGGAUAAAACUGCGGGAAAAGAAGACUUGGAGUCUGCAGAAGAAGGGGACACCGUACCUCUGAAACAGCACUCAGAAGCAGAGGAGCAUACUUCUACCGAGAAACCUAGACAGAUAUCAAAAAGAGAAAGCAAAAAAGAUGCUCUGGAAGCGCCACAAGAAGUACGUAGAGAAAAUAGUUGCUCUGGCGAAAAAAGCAGCUCUGCAGUAUAUAAUAAACAGACAAACCCCAGAACCCAGAGACUGUUCAAAUCUUUUGAAGAGAAUCGAUAUCCAGACAUUAACACGAGGGAGAACUUAGCUAAAGAGUUGGAGAUGACAGUUAAACAAGUUAGUAGCUGGUUUAAUAAUACACGUUUUUCGACAAGCAAAAGGAUGGCUUCAAAGGAAGGUGUUGAAAAGUUGAGAGGUGAAGGGGAGACAUCUGUUGCUGGAAGUAGCGAACAAACAAUGGAAACUAACUCAGUCAUAGAGAAUAAGAUUGGGGCAUCGGAUUUAACCAAUACUGGAUCAAGGAAAAGAAGGCGAAGGUUGAUUUAGGAAUAUUCAUGAUGGUUUUAGAUCUAUAGUGAAGACAUAGACGAAUAUAGUUGAACACACAAACUAGAGAAAUGAAGGAUCAAACCUCACCAGUCAUCAGGUUGGUUAUGUUAUUAACUUGUUAUACAUUUUUGGGGUGUGCUUAUGGAUCUGAAGACCUCAACCUGUAGCAUUGGAAGAAUCAGUGAAGCUAUAGUAAGGCAAAAGAAAUAAACAUUUUUUCAAAAGGUUGGAUAUAAGUUCAUAACUGUUUCAUUUUAUUAACAGAGAUUUUGACAGAGCAUUUUUUGGUUUUGGUUGAUCGGUUUAAAGUUAAUAAUAGAUUUGGUUUAGUUUAACCGUUUUGAAAUCAUGAAUUGAAUAAGUUUUGAAUUGUAAUUAAUUAAACAGAGAGAAGGUGUCGGUUGGUUAACUCUCUCUCUCCAUUAUCCUCUCAUCUCUCCCUUCCUCCUUCAACCAAAAGUCUCAGCUGCAACUCCGGUGACCGGCGCGUGGCGGCUCCCUUAGCGCCACCGCCGGUACCGUUAGCCUCGCUUUCGUUGUGUUUGAUAGAUCUCGUGAUUAGGUGGUGUUAGGGCUUAUUGAUAGUGUUGGUCAUUCCGGUUGGCGUUUGUCGUGUCUUUAGCAACGGGUGUGUAUAUGGCGGGGCCAGAUACUCCGGCUUCAGUUUCUACAACAGAUUGCCUGUUGGUUUUGACCUGGUCUUGUUCCUGUUCUCGGCUUUUCUUCCUAUCAGUUCCAAGGUUGCUCUUCUGAAUGUUGAUUCAAGUCUGGUUUGGGGUUCGUCUUUCGGAUGUGGUCUUGUUGCGGGAGCAUCUACUUUCUCUUCCUAGAAGCUGUGUGUUUCUGGUUGGGUUAUUAGCGUCGCAGUGGUUCUGUCCUUCAGGUCUUCUCUUGCGUGGAGGUGGCCAUUCUUCAGUCGGUAGAUGGCUGAGUUUGGGAUGCGAGUGUCCGUGUGUUAGAGUUGGAGGUCUUAGAAGGCGUUUUCCCAGGUCAGAGUUCAAAGUUUUCAUCUUGUGCUUGAUAUUAGUUUCAGUUUGGCUCCUAUUGGUAUUGGUUGAGGUGAAGUUUCUGCCGCUGUACCUCUUCUUUCUUGCAACUAUCUCAGCUUUUUGGAGUCUGGUGGAGUUCGUCAGGUUCACUCUUCGCUUUGUAGCAGUGUGAUUAGACUUGAGCUCUUGGUCUUCAGCUCCUUUCUCGUGCUUCCCUGAUAUUGUUCCUUUGGAGUGGUUGCUGUGGAGAAGUUGUGCAUUUGGUAUGUUUGAGUCUCUUGGAAUUGGACUCUCUUAAGAUUAGCCUCCUAUGUUUAAUGUAUCAGUGUUGUUUUAUGCGUUCCUCUAGAUGCCUGAUGUCUGGGCUUGGAUCCCCAUUAAUCUCUUGGGUGCUGGUUCCCGUAAAUCAUUCGGGCUUUGUUUGCUAAGUAUGAAUGUUGUGAUCUGCUUGUAAGAUUUGGUUCAGGAAUCCUUUUAA